Molecule: messenger RNA, 9121 nt
Organism: Acanthopagrus latus (yellowfin seabream)
Lineage: Eukaryota; Metazoa; Chordata; Actinopteri; Spariformes; Sparidae
Gene: rab11fip3
Product: RAB11 family interacting protein 3 (class II)
Exons: 14
Coding region: 2072-5374 (1100 amino acids)
Biological process (GO): regulation of cytokinesis; endocytic recycling
Cellular component (GO): midbody; endocytic vesicle; recycling endosome membrane
Molecular function (GO): calcium ion binding
Source: RefSeq, a predicted model, not a curated record
UCCAAAUCGACUAUGAUCUCAUAGCUUCCGGCUACUUGCGGAAAACUUUUUUGUGUUUGCUGUUUUUUUGGUCCCCAUCUGCUUCAGUUGUUACAAAGAAAGCUGCAAUGCUGUUUCACAGACUUCAUAACUUCACCUGAAGACUUCAUACUUUUAAUUGUGAACCUUUCUUGAAAAAUCUUAUAAAUUAAACUGUUUUAAGAGGAAAAAGGCCACAAGAGUUGAGUGUGGAUGACAUGACCGAGCUGAGAGAGCCAAAACACACUCAGAAAAUCACUACCGCUGUCAGUCAGGUGGGGGCGCCAAAACAUCACAAAUGCAGCAACUCAACCAUUUCUAUACUAUAAAUCUCCACUGUCAGAGUUCUCCAACUAUUCCAUAUUGUUUUAUAUCAAGUAAGGAAUAAUUACAUAAAUAUCCCUUUAAUAGAUUAACCUGUUCCAAUAGAAACAUGUGCCCUGCUGAAGUGGCAUACCAAGAACUCCCCUGUGUCCUCCUGCCAAUCCUGAACUUUAACCUCUGUUUAAACAACUCAUCCCCUGAAAUAUGGACGCAAUGACACGAGCACUGGUCAUGGAUUUUGUGCACAAACACAAAAUCAAAAGCUCCCACUAGAUAUAAAGCCAUGAAGCCAGUGAUACUGCGGGGUAUUUUGUACGCUUGCGUGAAACGUCAGCGGUGUGUAUGCGGCUGGAAGUGGAGGAGGAGGAGGAGGAGGAGGAUGAUGAUGAUGAUGAUGGGACGCUGCUGAUGCUGAUGCGAGAGCUUUCGGCGUCUGUGGUCAACAUCGGUGGACUCGGCUGUCACACGAUGGAGCUUUUCGGCCUCGUCUGCCGCCCUUCUCGCUUCGCCGCGGGUCCCGACGAGGGACGCUGUGACAGAUGUGCUUUCUGAGACGAGAAUAGGAGAGACAUAUAAUCGGAGGGGAAGGAAGGGUUUUCGUCUCGUCUCUCGCCCGGCCUGUCUUGUCACUGACACAGGUGGAUCUCGGCUGGAAAAACGGCAUCGAAAUGAAGACAUUAUCCUGGACUACCACGGAGGCGACAGCCUGCGUAGAUAACCCUGACACCGCGGAGCACUGAGACUAUCGCUUUCUUUAGAUUAAUCGACGGAGGUAGACGCUGGGCUUGUUUGGCGUCAGCUAGCUAAUAAGCUAAUUUCGCUAGCUAGUCAGUUAGCAGCUCCCUCGGCCAAUGGCACGGGAGAAGUGGGAUGCUCGAAGGAGGAGUUAACGUCCGUUGCUAGCAUAAAUUCAUUGGAAAGCGUUGCGUGUUCGCGUUAUAUUUAGUAAACCCGCCUCGUAAUGAGGGAUUUAACAUCCUAGCGGGACGUUAAUGUAGGCGUGAGUGUCACUUGGGGACGUCGUUUCGUCGCUCGCCCCCGUCGGCUCCUUUGGGCAAAUUAGCUUGCGAUGGAUAAGGUGAGGUAAUCGGCUAAGAAAGGCUAAUGUUGACAAACACGGGGGGACUUAACGCGUUCAUUUGUCACGUCUCACACUGGCUCCGCAGCAGCGAUGCUGUCCGACGUUGAUGUCGCUUUCCGGUCCUCAGACUGCGUUUCGGUGGUUUUCAAGCUCUUUUUCUGGCCAAAGUGAAGCAUGUUGACGGUGGAUGUGCUGAAGCUUGAAACACUUGGCGACGACCAGGAGGGACCUGCCAUGACAGAGAGGGACGUAGUGAGUCAGAAACGUUCACAGCAGCAGGAUAUUCAGUGAGCCCAGGACGUUACUAUGAAUUUUGAAUUUAGGCAGCAUUUUAGUCGAGACGUGGAUGACAACCACUGAAGGUAAAAGGACAAAUACAGCUUGUUUGCCUGCCUGAGAACUGCUCCUGUUACUUCACCUUAGACUUUUGUUUCUAUCUUCCUUAAACCUGCCAGCAUUUUACAUGACAGAGGCCGGCAAGGCUUGUAAGAGAUCCACGCGUUCAUAUCAAGAUUGCGUUUGAAGAUGUUUGGUGCCAUCUAAAAUCAUGGCCUUAAAACUGGAGAACUGGAUCUCCAUGACAGCGGUGAGAUAAGACGCCACCGCCAGCUUUUUCUCAAGGUUUUCAAAGUGGAACAGCCGAUCGAAAUGGAACCGACAGUCCUGUCUGGCCCUUUGGGGCACACACAGUGGGAGUCAGACCAGCCAUUUCCUCUUGGAUUUCACACACUGGAUUCAGACAAAGGAGGAGUGCUCUGUCCAAACAAGAGUGGCCAGACAGGUUUGGAUUUCAGAAACGGUGACCAGGAUCAAACCCCGCGAAUCGAAGGAGGGAACAUUUUCCCGGACUCGUCAUUAGACUUGGACAGCCUCAUCAAUAUCUCUGAUUUUACUUGUGGGGCUUUGAAGUUUGAGGGAGAUCAGUCCACGAUUUCCGAAACUUCUCUCCAUAUUGGUCGCAUCGAGGAGUUGUCCCGCAAAGAAAAGACAGAGGGACUCGAUGAAAUAAGUGAGACAUUGUCCUGGUUAUUUUCACCUAAACUCACCGAGGUGGUUGGGAAAAAGUCUGCCUGUGAGGACCUGAGUCUGACCCAGGAGGACCCUCCUGAGAGCCCACAGGCCCUCAGUAGUCAGGCUGAGCUAAUAAGCCUCAGUGUGCCGGUCUCUCCUUCGAAGAUUUCCGAGACCAACACAGGGGAUCCGUUUUUGUUGGUGGAUCUUCUCUCAAAUGAAAACUCUUGUCUCCCCACAGAGUCCUCAGGUGAGUCGAACCCACAGGGUGUCAGUGAGGAGCUGGUCGACCUAUUACAGGCGGAGCAGGCAGGUCUCCCUCCCUCGCAGACUUUGUCACCUGAAACCGGAGACAAAGGUUUAUUCCCUGAUCAAGUGACUGAUCUGCCUGUAACCUGUAGCACUACCCCGCAAGGCUUACCUGAGAGCAGCCUCCCGCAUGACCACCUCAGCACACCACUGGAGUGUUUUGAAGGAUCUGUGCCUUUGUUGGAUUUAGAGGUUCCAGACUGUGACCGCAGUCUGAGCCUGUGCCCCGCCAGCCCUCCCUCUGUUAUCUGCACAGGUGCAACAUCAGAUUUAUCAGCGGCGGAGUCGGAGGUGGAACAUGAGGGAGCGACUAUAAUUAUAAAUGUGACUUCGGAGCAGCAAGGUGAGAAUGACUCAUUUGCUCUGGGUUUGUCAGCGGCUCCUUCUUCACUGACGGCGCCUCCGGCUGAAGAUGCCUUCACCCAGGGCGAUUGCACCAGUGAGAGUAGCUCUGUGGAAAACGAGUCUAAAGAUUUGAUGGAAGACAAGAUUUGUUCUGAAGCCAACACUCGGGGGAAUGAGGUAAUGGCUUUGGAUCUGUGCUUGACUGUUGAUGAGGUCCACAACGAGGAAACGUGGGACUUGAAACCACAGGGGGGUGUAGAGAAUGGAAGCGCUCCCGACCCGACAACAGAACGGAGGGAAGAGGAGAGGUCGACGGACACUAACCAGCCAGAGGGGUCAGAUUGUCAUGAAGUGGCUUCUUUUGAUUUCUCCGUUCAGGAGGCUGGGUGGACUAGUGAGCAAACUGUGGAGGCAAUUUCCCGCUCUAAGGUGGUUGAAGAUGACUCACUGCCAAUGGUCUCAGCUGUGAGUACGAAGGAGGAAGAUGUCUCCCCGCUAAAAGCUGUGUUCGAUGCUUUAGACCAAGAUGGAGAUGGCUUCGUUCGCAUCGAGGAGUUUAUGGAGUUUGCCGCUGCCUACGGGGCCGACCAGGUGAAGGAUCUGACCAAGUUUUUGGAUCCCAGUGGGCUGGGAGUGAUCAGCUUUGAAGACUUCCACCGUGGAAUCUCUGCGAUUAGCAAUGGAGGUCCGGAGCCACCGCUCUACAGUGUAACCUACAGUCCAGGGGAUGGAGCUGUGGGCUGUCCAGAGGAGUACGAUGAGCAAAAUGAGGUGACGGACAGUGCAUACCUGGGCUCUGAGAGCACUUACAGUGAGUGUGAGACCUUCACCGAUGAGGACACGGGGGCCCUCGUACCCCCUGAGAUGCACGAGGACGUGGAGACGGACAGUGGCAUCGAGGCCACACUGCACGACCCUGAAGAUGCCGGAAAUAGGUUUUCCCUGAACUCCGAGCUCCACAACCACCAGCCCACCUUGGUGACCGUCAUCGGCGGAGAGGAGGAGCACUUUGAGGACUUCGGAGAAAGUAACACCUCCGAGUUGCUGCUGGAGAGCAGCGUGGAGGGGUCCGAGGACCAGGGCGACUCCAGUCUGGUGAAGUCUCCUGAGCAGGUCAAUGGCUCCUCACUGCUCUCUCCCAGUGCACCUGCUCCUCUCCCUGACUGCUUUCAGAGCUUCCUCAGGGAGGAGGCGCUGGACUUUUUCUGUAGCCAGUGUCACAAACAAAUAAGUCGUCUCGAGGACCUCUCCACGCGCCUCAAUUUCCUAGAGAUGACUAGCGCUGGCAAGAGGCUGUCCAGCAAGAAAGUAGCAAGACAUCUCCUCCAGAACAGCUCCAUGACUCUGGACACGGUGAGCGACCUGACACGGGACAUCCUGGAGCUCGCUGACAAUGACAUCACAGACAAGGUGCUCCUCCUCGAGCGCCGAGUGGCAGAGCUGGAGAAGGAGUCGGAGGCGUCAGGGGAGCAGCACGCCAGGUUGCGCCAGGAGAACCUUCAGCUGGUGCACCGGGCCAACGCCUUGGAGGAGCAGCUGAAGGAGCAGGAGGUCUACGCUGACGAGCAAAUGCAGCAGGAGACCCGUCGCCAGAAGGAGGCCCUGACCAAGCUGGAGAGGGAGAGAGGACUGGAGCUGGAAAACCUGCAGGCCAGGCUGCAGCAGCUGGAUGAGGAAAACAGCGAGCUGAGGUCGUGUGUCCCCUGUCUUCGGGCAAACAUUGAGAGACUAGAAGAGGAGAAGAGGAAGCUGCAGGAUGACACUGAAGCCAUGUCCGACAGGCUGCAGGAGGAGAUGGAGACCCGCAGGAAGAUGGCUGACAAGCUGAGCCACGAGCGCCACCAGAGCCAGAAGGAGAAGGAGUCCACUCAGGAGCUCAUUGAAGACCUGCGUAAACAGCUGGAGCAUCUUCAGCUGUACAAGCUGGAGGCUGAAGCAAAGAGAGGGCGCACACCCGGCGCCGGGCUGCAGGAAUAUCAGACCCGCACCCGUGAGGCCGAGCUGGAGCAGGAGAUAAAACGACUCAAGCAGGACAACCGCAACCUGAAGGAGCAGAACGACGAGUUGAACGGCCAGAUUAUCAACCUGAGCAUCCAGGGAGCCAAGAACUUGAUGUCGGCCUCCUUCUCCGACUCCCUCGCAGCCGAGAUCAACUCUGUGUCUCGGUCAGAGCUGAUGGAGGCGAUCCAUAAACAGGAAGAGAUCAACUACAGACUCCAGGACUACAUUGACAAAAUCAUUGUGGCCAUCAUGGAGUCCAACCCCUCCAUCCUUGAGGUCAAAUAGACACCACGCAGCCACGCACAGUGACUCCUCAGGCUGUUAAAAAUAGCUGAGACUUGGCUGAAAGAAAACCAAGAAGAGGAUGUUAAAACAUAUUCUGACAAACAGCAACAACUACAACGCACUCAACCCCCAAAAGAGAAGAAUCUAAGAUUUCUAAGAAGUCCAUGGCUAAGCAAUUUUCAGUUAGAUAUCCCUCGAGUAUGUGCUUAUACGUGUGUGUGUGUGUGUGUGUGUGUGUGUUAACCCUCCUGAGUACACUUGGGUUCUGGUGACUUCCAUGUUAUUUGGCCAGAGGGACCCAAGUCUCCCCCAGGUGGUUGAGUGAGUGAAUGUGUAAAAUGUGUGUGUGAGGUCUGCGUCUUAAAAGAGUAGAAAAUGUUCCCGUCCCCUUCCAGAAACAACGUGUCAAUGUUUGAUUGAGCUACAAAAAAAAAACAAAAAAAAAACAAAAAAAAAAACAUCAGACAAUUAUACAGUACCGAAAGGCCUUAAACAAAAGGUGAUGGAAAGUAUUAAUUAUUCCUGCUCAGCUCAGUCAGUGGAGCGUGACUGGGAUGAUGGAAGUAUGCGGGGCUGUGGUCUCCUGAACCAGGCUGAAUCGUGCUUUCGCCACGUGUGGGGGGAAAAAGCCGUAUGAAGCACGGGUCAGGAGAUCGGAGCAGCGAUUUCUCUUUUUGAAUUCGUCUUAAAUUGUUUAGAGCUUGCUGUGCUGCCGACCAGCCCCCUAUAACAGUGUGUCGUGUCCUUUUUAACCAGGUUUCGAACCCAAGUGAGGGACAUUUCUAGAGGUCGAGGUUGGAGAAAUGCACGGAGGGUUUAUUUGUUUUUGUGUGUGUGUGUUUGAGGUGUUCGACAUAUCCUUUCGUUUUUGUUGCUCUGUGUUAUAAGGUUUUGUAAAAAGCCUGGUGACGCAAGCUUCAAAACUUCAAAGUCUCGAAUGAAGGAACUUGGUGGUUAAUAAUUUGCCUCAUCUCAUAUUUAUUUAGAUAUAUAUUUUUUUUUACAAUGAAACAGGGUCCCAGAGGUCAGGUGGGCUGGAAACCUUCAGUUUAAAAAAGAAAUGUAUCUCACUAAGUGUAGACUGGGUGCUGUAACUGAUAUCACGUGCUCCUCUCACAGGUUCACUUUGUUAACUCUCAAACACUUGAAGUAAGCAUGAAGGGAACUGCGGAAUUCUGGGAAUUGUAGUCUUUUGUUUCUUUCUUCCCCCCCCUUUUUUGUAAGUACAGUCCACCUGACCACAGUGUUCUCUUGCUGAGUGAAAGUGAUGGGGAGCAAAAUUAUCCAGGUAACCAACCAUUGUUUUUUGUUUUUAUUUUGCUGCACAAGCGAUGUAUUGUUGGUAAAAAUGCUGACCUUUGACAAGUUGUAUGUGAAUAAUCAAAUGGUUGUACUUUGCACUAAGUUUUGUUUUGAUUUGUUUUUUUGUUGAUCAAAGAAGAAAAUGUUCAUUUUGAAGGGAUCAAAUCGUAAAUGAUGACAGUUCUGAGCCUGCAUGGAGACGUGAGUUAGUUGCUGCUGACGCGUUGGCUGCAUCGCACUCACGCUGUGUAAGAAAAACACAUCUCGCUAAUUUUUCUACCAUCUUAAAUUGGAAAUAUUCGAGAAUAGCAGCCAUGUCCUAGGGUGAGUUUAAUUUCAUUUACAUACUGUAUUUUUUCAGCCAUCAGGAGUUCCUGUGAGCUUUGUUUUUUCUGCUGGCUAGUUGUAUCUUUCUCCAGAUGUAAAACUGAAAGAACGUGGUAGACUUUGGUAGCAAUAAUGCUCGGAACGAACGUGGACGUUGGUGGAGGGAAACACACCUGCUCUGUAUUUCCUCCGCUGGAGCAACAUCUGCUUUUUCGAAGACAGAUUUUGGACUGCUCAUCAGUACCGCGCAGCCAUCUCACACUACUCUUUCAGACUCAAACUGGACACAAGUGUCGGAUUCACCUACCAGACAUCUUGAUGGAUUUAACGUUGAAGGAUAAACGGGGGGGUGGAGGUUGUUUUUCUUGUCUGAACGACAAUGCGUUCUGCACCAAUGAGCUAAGAAGAAUUGCUAUUUUUCACCCUCUUCACCUUUACGUCACUGCUCUUCUUCACCUGCCACUCCAUGGGGGAAAAAAAUGGCCUUGGAUGUAAAUGACUUGUACAUGUAAAGUUUUUUCUACACUCAUUCUAGAUUCUAGGUAUUUUUAUAGUCGGAAGGAAAAGAACAUUUCCUCUCCUUGUCUUAAGCUGAGAGACAGCUGCCUGUAUUAUUCUCUAGCAUGUAGCGUGUACAGUAUCUGUUGGGAGGUUGUUUUUUUUUUUUCUUUCCUUGUUUUGAAUAACAUGCAUAUAUUUAUUCAUCAUUUGACACAACUCACUCUGUGAUCUGUUCUGCUGAAAAUGUACUUUUUUUUUUUUCUUUUCAAAUUCACGAUGGUGGGAGAUUGACUCACGGUGACUGAAUCUGCGGGAGAAUUUAUGGGGUUAGGUUGCAUCGCGUGUGAAAAGAAGCUUGAAUGUGACCUGCUCAGAGUGGUCGUUUGUCGAGGUCGCUGCACUCUUCCAUGAUGCUGACGGUGCUUUGACCUCUUCAGGGUUUUCACGAUACGUGGCCGAGUCUGCAGUUUCUACUGCUGUCUUCCCCAGAUGGAGUCCGGUCGUGCAUGGAAACACCUAUUUUUUUUUAUUGUAUAUCUCUUGAUUCAGACCUAUGUUUUGACUGACAAAUCAUAUGCUAUAAUUUCUAUCAGUGGAGUUGCAGGUUGCCAGACCUCAUCAUGUGAACACGCAACACCUAAAAAACCUCAUACUCAGGCUUGCUGAGUGCAGCUUCCUGCUUUCUAGUGCGGCCCCAACAGAUUUAAUACAUCAUUGUUUGUAGUAACGAAUCGGUUUUUUUUUUGUUUUUGGUUUUUUUUUUUUGCAUUACAGAGAAGAAAUUGGAUGACACUUGAACACAGCAGGCUAUACUACACUUAAUUAUCUCCAUGCUUCAUAUCCGAGUGUCUGGUUUUGGCAGAUAGUUUGUGGACCAACAUGGCAACAGCAUAAUAAGACCACAGAACUGACAAACGCAGAGCGGAAGAAAGCGAUUGCACUUUAUCCAAAUUUCUGCUUUCCAAGUGACCAAAGAUAGCUGUUCUGAACUCAAACUAAUCAUUUUAUCUAUCAGGGUCCGUGAUUUCAGUAACAUUUUCCUGUUCAGUUAUUAAAUUGGCAGACUCUGAGCUUGCCCCACAAAGGAAACAAGAGAACUGGCCUGCUAGUCUAAACACUGUGCCUCUGUGUCUCAAACUUUGCCUCUAAACUAACCUGACGAUGAGCCCUGGGGUGGGGGGGAGCACUGACCACGUGACUGUCAGUUUGUUAAAUUAUAAAUGAUGAAAACCGAAACUUGUAAAUAUGAAUUGUCAUUUUGUGAACUUUUCUUUUUCUCUCUCUCACACACACGCUCACUUCCAGUGUCCAAAGAAAGUUUGCUCAAGGCACAAACAUCACUACUGUAGUAGUGCAUGGCUUGCCAUCAUGUGACAAGGGAAGAUUACAAAAAGAGAAUAUUGUAGAAAAGAGAAAGUUUAAAUUUAUUCCUAUUUUCAAAGAUAAAUGUAUAAAUUAUAACAGUAUUGGUUACAGCUGUAUAUUAUUUUUGAAGAUCCCCUAAAUGAUCUAAUCCUAAUUGUUCCUGGGGGGAAAUAUAAUUUCAUUGUAAAAAGAGAAAAAAAUUUAAAAGGUAAGCAGUGAAAGUAAGACUAGAAAAUAAAUGGAAUAAAAUGA